AUGGAGCAAAUUAUGAGAAGAAACAUCACUUCAGUGACUGAGUUCAUUCUCCUUGGACUGACCAGUUGCCUGGGAUUGCAGAUUCUCUUCUUUGUGCUGUUUUUGGCCAUUUACAUAGCCACGGUGGCAGGGAAUUUGGGCAUGAUUGUCCUCAUCCAGAUUAAUGCCCACCUCCACACCCCCAUGUACUUUUUCCUGAGCCAUUUAUCCUUUGUAGAUCUGUGCUUCUCUUCCAAUGUGACUCCCAACAUGCUAGCAAUUUUCUUAUCAGAGAAGAAAACCAUUACUUACUCUGCUUGUCUGUGUUUCUUCUUUAUUGCUCUUGUCCAUGUAGAGAUAUUUAUUCUUGCUGCAAUGGCCUUUGACAGAUACAUGGCCAUUGGGAGCCCUUUGCUCUAUGGCAGCAAAAUGUCAAGGGUUGUCUGUACCCGACUGGUUUCUUGCCCUUACUUGUAUGGCUUUCCGCCUAGUCUGGCAGCAACAUUAUGGACCUAUGGCUUGCACUUCUGUGGGAAGAUUGAGAUCAACCACUUCUACUGUGCAGACCCACCCCUCAUCAAAAUGGCCUGUGCUGGGACCUUUGUAAAAGAAUAUACAGUGCUCAUACUCGCCAGCAUUAAUUUCACAUAUUCUCUGACUAUAGUUAUUGUAUCUUACCUGUUCAUCCUCAAUGCCAUUCUCCGGAUGAAGUCGGCGGAAGGGAGGCGCAAGGCCUUUUCCACCUGUGGGUCCCAUCUGACUGCCGUCGUCAUAUUGUACGGAACCCUCAUUUUCAUGUAUCUCAGAAGUCCCACAGAGGAGUCUGGAGCAGGGAAAGGUAGUGGCUGUGUUUUACACCACGGUGAUCCCCAUGUUGAACCCCAUGAUCUACAGUCUGAGGAACAAGGAUGUGAAAGAGGCCAUGAACAAAGUGAUCAGCAAAACAUUUUUAAUAAAGUAG
Messenger RNA from Rangifer tarandus platyrhynchus (Svalbard reindeer), 940 nucleotides. The record is from the annotation of a GenBank genome assembly. NCBI's taxonomy places the organism in Eukaryota, Metazoa, Chordata, Mammalia, Artiodactyla, Cervidae.